AUGGUACUUUCAUUACAAGAAGUUUCUCAACAUAAUAAGAAAGAUGAUUGUUGGGUAAUUAUUCAUGAUAAAGCAUAUGAUCUUUCUGAUUUCAUGGAUGAACAUCCUGGUGGACUGGCAAUUAUUAUGAAAUAUGCUGGUAAAGAUGCUACUAAAGCUUUUGAUCCUAUUCAUCCUGGUGAUACUUUAACUAAAUAUUUACAACCAAAAUAUCAUAAAGGAGAAGUUGAAAAGAAACAGAAAAAGAAGAAGAGUGCCACUACAAAUAAUGGCACCACAACUAAACCUACUGAAUCCACUCUGGUCUCACAAGAAACAGUUGAUGAAUUUGAUGUUGAAUAUGAUGAACAAGAAAACAAAGCUGCUAUCACUACAGAAGUUCAAACUAAUGGAGCUGGUAAUAACAACGACGAUGAAGUUGAAGGUGAUGAUGAGUAUGACGACGACGAUGAUGAUGAUGAGCCACCAACUGAAGAAGAACUUAAACGUCGUCAACUUGUUAAAAACAAACCAGAUAUUUCUCAAAUUUAUAACUUGUAUGAUUUUGAAUUUGUUGCUCGUCAUACUAUGGAUCCAAUUGGUUGGGCAUAUUAUCUGUCACUGGCAGAUGGUGAAGCUACAUUCAGAUUAAAUACUGGAAGUUAUCAAAGAAUUUUUUUUAAACCAAGAGUAAUGAUUGAUGUUACUGAAAUUGAUACAUCAACGACAAUGUUGGGAACUAAAGUUUCAGUUCCAUUUUAUAUUACUGCUACGGCAUUAGGUAAAUUAGGCCAUCCUGAUGGUGAAAAAGUUUUAACCCGAGGAGCUCAAAAACAUGAUCUUAUUCAAAUGAUCCCUACGUUGGCUUCAUGUUCAUUUGAUGAAAUUGUUGAUGAAGCUAAACCAAAUCAAACUCAAUGGUUUCAACUUUAUGUCAAUUCAGAUCGUGAAAUUACGAAAAAGAUUGUUCAACAUGCUGAAGCUAGAGGUAUGAAAGGAUUAUUUAUUACGGUUGAUGCUCCACAAUUGGGCAGAAGAGAAAAAGAUAUGAAAACUAAAAGCAUUGUUGAUUUAAGUUUUGUUCAAGGUGAAGAUGAUGAAGCUGAUCGUUCACAAGGUUCAGCAAGAGCCAUUUCUUCGUUUAUUGAUACUAGUUUAAGUUGGAAAGAUUUGAAAUGGUUUAAAUCAAUUACUAAAAUGCCAAUAAUUUUAAAGGGAGUUCAAAGAGUUGAAGAUGCCAUUAUAGCAGCUGAACAUGGAUGUGCUGGUGUGGUUUUAAGUAAUCACGGGGGUAGACAAUUGGAAUUUUCUCCACCACCAAUUGAAGUUUUAGCAGAAUUGAUGCCAAUUUUGAGAGAAAAAGGGUUAGCAGAUAAUUUUGAAGUUUAUAUAGAUGGAGGUGUUAGAAGAGCUACUGAUAUUUUAAAAGCUGUUUGUUUAGGAGCAAAAGGUGUUGGUAUUGGUCGUCCAUUUUUAUAUGCCAUGUCAGGAUAUGGAGAUGCUGGUGUCAAUAAAGCUAUACAAUUACUUAAAGAUGAAAUGAUUAUGAAUAUGAGAUUAUUGGGAGUUAAUAAACUUGAAGAAUUGAAUGAAUUAUUUGUUGAUACUAAAUAUAUGCAAACAAGAUAUGUUCCUGAUGAUGUGUUGUUUAACAGAGUUUAUGAACCGGUACCAUUACCAAGAUUCAAAGAUACAAAAUUGUAG
Messenger RNA from Candida albicans SC5314, 1683 nucleotides. It is a transcript of the gene CYB2, whose product is annotated as Cyb2p. Gene Ontology annotation, biological process: lactate metabolic process. The coding region runs from base 1 to 1683 and encodes 560 amino acids. The transcript has a single exon. Gene Ontology annotation, molecular function: L-lactate dehydrogenase (cytochrome) activity; heme binding. The record is from RefSeq and is a predicted model, not a curated record. NCBI's taxonomy places the organism in Eukaryota, Fungi, Ascomycota, Pichiomycetes, Serinales, Debaryomycetaceae.